Molecule: messenger RNA, 3179 nt
Organism: Neofelis nebulosa (Clouded leopard)
Lineage: Eukaryota; Metazoa; Chordata; Mammalia; Carnivora; Felidae
Gene: EPM2A
Product: EPM2A glucan phosphatase, laforin
Exons: 4
Coding region: 74-1069 (331 amino acids)
Biological process (GO): protein dephosphorylation
Cellular component (GO): cytoplasm; nucleus
Molecular function (GO): carbohydrate phosphatase activity; protein tyrosine/serine/threonine phosphatase activity; protein tyrosine phosphatase activity
Source: RefSeq, a predicted model, not a curated record
GCGGCCGCCUCGCGCUCGGGCCACGUCCGCCGGCCGCGGGGACACGGGGACCGCAGCCGCGCCGCCCGCCGCCAUGCGGUUCCGGUUCGGGGUGGUGGUGCCGCCCGCGGUGGCCGGGCGGGGGCCGGAGCUGCUGGUCGUGGGCUCGCGGCCCGAGCUGGGGGGCUGGGAGCCGCGCGGGGCCGUGCGCCUGAGACCGGCGGGCACGGCUGCGGGCGCCGGGGCGCUGGCGCUGCAGGAGCCGGGCCUGUGGCUCGGGGAGGUGGAGCUGGCGCCCGAGGAGGCGGCGCAGGACGGGGCGGAGCCGGGCCGCGUGGACACGUUCUGGUACAAGUUCCUGAAGCGGGAGCCGGGAGGAGAGCUCUCCUGGGAAGGCAAUGGACCUCACCACGACCGUUGCUGUACUUAUAAUGAAAACAACUUGGUGGAUGGUGUUUAUUGUCUCCCAAUAGGACACUGGAUUGAGGCCACUGGGCACACCAAUGAGAUGAAGCACACAACAGACUUCUAUUUUAAUAUUGCAGGCCACCAAGCCAUGCAUUAUUCAAGAAUUCUCCCAAAUAUCUGGCUGGGUAGCUGCCCUCGUCAAGUGGAGCAUGUAACCAUCAAACUGAAGCACGAAUUGGGGAUUACAGCUGUAAUGAAUUUCCAGACUGAAUGGGAUAUUGUACAGAAUUCCUCAGGCUGUAACCGCUACCCAGAACCCAUGACUCCAGACACCAUGAUUAAGCUAUAUAAGGAAGAAGGCUUGGUCUACAUCUGGAUGCCGACCCCAGAUAUGAGCACUGAAGGCCGAGUACAGAUGCUGCCUCAGGCUGUCUGUCUCCUCCACGCACUGCUCGAGAAUGGACACACCGUGUACGUUCACUGCAACGCCGGGGUCGGCCGGUCCACCGCGGCCGUGUGCGGCUGGCUCCAGUACGUGCUGGGCUGGAAUCUGAGGAAGGUGCAGUACUUCCUCAUGGCCAAAAGGCCGGCUGUGUACAUUGAUGAAGACGCAUUGGCCCGGGCAGAAGAAGAUUUUUUCCAGAAAUUUGGGAAGGUUCGUUCUUCCGUGUGUAGUGUGUAGAUGGCCCAUCUGCCUCCCCACCCUCCCGAUGUCCUUAGGAACCCAGUUUCCUUAGGUGACGUCAGUGGAAAGACCUAGAAACGAAGAUUCCAUCAGAACUAACAAGACUGGUCACUUGGCUUUUCCCACAACCCACCCCCUCUAGUCUGGGGCUGACUUUCUAUUAUGCUUUGGUUGGACUGUAUUUUCUUUGAAAUGUUUUACAGUGGAAAUUGUGACUGACACAUGAGAAAAAGCCACAAGCAAUUGCGCUGUGCAGUGUUCUAGCAUCAGACGGAAAAGUAAUGCAUCAAGUUCCUGCUGCCUGCCUGCACACCAGCCCUUUGCUUUACAGUUGCUGGAUUUGUUGCGCGAAUUAAUGACCACAUCUUCUUGCUGCAUUGUAAUGUGACAGGCAGGAGUGUAGAUUUGACCACUUGUGUGUUGAUACACACACACACACACACACACACACACACACACAGGUGCAUUGCUUUCCUGCUCAGCUGAAUUGAAAUGAUAAAAUGAGAGCUGGUCAGUUGCCAGAGAAGGGAAUAGGGGGAGAGGCCUGGGCUGUGACGAAGGAAGAGCUCACACUGACUGAAAAGUGAUGGCUUUCUAGACUUCGUGUUGGCAUCCUGCUUCACAGUUGUUCAAGUUGGUUCUAGGGAAUCACCUUUCUUCUCUACCCACAACCCUGUGUGACAACCAAAGGAGAGUUAUUGUCUGUCUCCUUGUUUUAGUUGAGGUUCAAGGAGCGUUUAGUUGACAGCUUGCCCGAGGUCUGAGGGCUAGUCGGGGGCCAGCUGGUGUUUAAAACCCACGUUGAGGUGACUCAGUGCUUUCAACACAACUUGUCUUUUCGGCACAGUAUAGUGGAUUCUGUUUCUCUCAGAGUAGGGUCAGUUUUUCUGCAGCAGUGUCUACAGUGAGAAAUGGAACAUCAUUCUGGUUAGUUGCCAGAGAAUUUAGGAAAGUGGCUAUGUUUUGGGCAACCUAAUUUGAAAUAUGAUGGGCUGUCUCAACACCCAAGUGGCCGGAGCCAUCGCUCAAGAGGGGAGCUGUCCUACCAAAAGAGCCCCAAUCCAUGAAUAAUUGUUGCACAGUUUAGGAGCCAUCCUGUUUCAGCCCUCAGUUUAAAACAAUACGUAGUUAACUGUGCCUCCAGGAUAUCUAGCUCACUACCCUAGGUUCUGUAGGAAAUACAAAGAUUAACAAGACUUUGCCUUCGAAAAGGUCGCAGCACAGAAACAGCCGUGUGUUCAGUCAACCACACUGCAGGGUCGAACCACGAAUGAUAGGCCAGAAUAGGGAAAGGAGAAGUAACUUUUAUUGGGUGCCUCGUGCGUGCCAGGUGCUUUACAAUUUUAAUUUAACCUUCACAGUACCCUAUGAGGGCGGUUCGUUACUUCUGAUACAUAGAUGAGGAAGUGAAGGCUCAGAUAGUUAAAUCAACUGCCCAGCAUCACACGGUGAAUAAAUAGAGGAAAUGAAAUACAAAGCUUGGUUUGUCUGAUUCAGUGCCUGUGCUUUUUCUAUUAAGUUACAAUGCCUGUUUAUUUUUCUGCUCCUUUUUUUCUUCCAUAAUUAUUUAUUGAUAGAUAUGAGAGACGGACGUAUGGGGGACACAUGGGUGAGUUUCCUGGAGUUCAGAGGAGGGAGGGGUGUCCUCACGGUGGGACUCGUGGGACGACUUUUGAUUUGUCAGAGAAGGCCAGACAGCUCACAUUUCUCCUGCAAGUUUACAAAGUUAAAUUUAUAAGGCAGGAUUGAGUAUUAUGAAAUCUAGCUCCCUUGAUAAAAAUAACUAGAGAUAACUAUUGUAUCCAAGUAACCCAUUUAUGAUCAUAAUGUGUUGUGUAAAAUUCAGUCUUAAAAAUGGAAUAUUUCUAAUUAUGUGUGUGUGUACAUGUGUGUGAGAAUUUCUUUAAUGCCUGAGAAGUUCAGCUAUGUAACCACCACUAUAGAAAGACCCCUAUGGAUGGAUUUUCUCCUUUUUCUCCUGAUAGGCAAAAUCAGUUUAGUGCUAUUAAAGAAUGUUUUAGAAUAACCUCUCUUGUCCUCAAUAAAUGGAUGUCUGAUGUAUUUCAAAAUCACCUGGGAUUUUGCUAAAUAAAAGCAUUAAAAAUGA